AAUGCUCUACCGACUGAGCUAUCCAGGCGAGUUGAAAGUCUAUGAAUUUUAUUUGGUAGUAUUUUUUUUGUAUUACUAUCCACAUUAAUAUUUGUAUUAAAUAUUGCUUUUAUAUGCUUUUAUAAAGCACUUUAAAGGCUAUUAUAUGUCAUAUUUAAGAAAUAAUUUAAUGAUCUCUUAAAAGGUAAUAUUUAGGGCAGUAUUUAACGUACACCAGAUGUAUAUGACAAAGUGUGCUUUAAGUUUGCUAUGCAAUGAUAAUGAACUCCUCGAAAUCUAAGUGCAGCUUUAAGUAUUAUAAAUAAUGAAAAAGGCGAUUUAUCGUUUAUAUUUAUUUAAGUUUCACAUUAGCUGAGGCUACCAUUAAAUGUUAAAUAGCAGUCAACAACCAAAAUCAAUUGUCUCUUAACCUCAUCUUUGCUUAACGAGAAUGUAACAAUAUUUUAAUAUACAAGAAAGAUUCGUAAUAAAAAAUAUAGUAAAAUUAUUGAAAUAAUUCCUUAUUCAAGUUUCAAAUUGUUUUAUAAGAAGACAAUGGAUGUUGCUACUCCAACUCCUCAGGAUCUACAAAGAAAAUUAUACUUCUUGGUAGAACAACUUCAGCAUAUGGCUGGUGAACUCCCUACGAAAUAUCAAAUGAGACUUCCUUAUGAAUUAUUGUCUGGCUUAGCUAAUUCUCUAUUGAACGACACAAUAUUUGAGAUUGUUAAGGGAUUAAUGGAAAUCCAACAUGUUACGGAGAAACAUCUUUUUCAACAACGUCUUCAAUUGCUGAAUCAACAGAAGAUUGAAAUGCAAGAAACAUUAACAUCUACGUUCACAGAUGAGGAAAGGGUGACAAUAAAAGCAGCAUUACAUAAAAAGCACAAAGAAGAAUUAAAGCAACUGGAUAUGAAGUUGGUUCUACAAUUGGAUCAGAAAGUAGCAGAUCAACAAAGUAUUUUAGAGAAGGCUGGUGUACCAGGAUUUUAUGUUACAAAUAAUCCUACUGAAAUUCAAGUACAAAUGAGAUUAUGCGAUUUUAUAAUCAGACUCAGUAAAAUGGAAGUUCCAAGUUGACGCAAUGAUAAUGUAUAAAGAAGCUACAAAUGAAUUUAACAGUAUUCUUCAAUAAACAUAU
Nomia melanderi (Alkali bee) is the source of this 1120-nucleotide messenger RNA. It is a transcript of the gene gdl, whose product is annotated as gonadal protein gdl. The record is from RefSeq and is a predicted model, not a curated record. NCBI's taxonomy places the organism in Eukaryota, Metazoa, Arthropoda, Insecta, Hymenoptera, Halictidae.